Molecule: messenger RNA, 1310 nt
Organism: Merops nubicus (carmine bee-eater)
Lineage: Eukaryota; Metazoa; Chordata; Aves; Coraciiformes; Meropidae
Gene: EFR3B
Product: EFR3 homolog B (S. cerevisiae)
Exons: 10
Biological process (GO): protein localization to plasma membrane
Cellular component (GO): plasma membrane
Source: RefSeq, a predicted model, not a curated record
GGAACCUGCUGGGGGCUAAAACUCCCAGCGUGUCUCUUUCCCAACCUGUUCCUGGGGCGCUGGGACUCAUCAACCUCCUUAACCUGAGAGAAACUCCACCCCCCACCUCCCUGGGGUCAAACCACUGCUGUCCUCCACUGACAUCCCCCCCUGGGUGUCCUCUCUUGCCCCUUUUCACCCCCCUGCUGAGGCAGCUGAGGCUCAGCAUCGACUACGCCCUGACCGGCAGCUACGACUGCGGCGCCGGCGCCACCACGGGGGUCAUCAAGGAGCAUGAAGAGAGGAUGUUCCAGGAGGCUGUCAUCAAAACCAUCGGGUCCUUCGCCAGCACCCUGCCCACCUACCAGCAGUCUGAGGUGAUGGUCUUCAUCAUGAACAAGGUGCCACUGCCCUCCUUGCAGCAGUCCAUCGAGCCUGGCAGAGCAGGGGAGAACCGCAACCGGCUGACGCAGAUCAUGCUCCUCAAGUCCCUUCUCCAGGUCUCUGUGGGCUUCCAGUGCAGCAACAUGCUCACAGCCCUUCCCAGCGCCUUCCUGGACAGGCUGCUCUCCUCAGCCCUCCUGGAGGAUGCUGAGAUCAGGCUCUUUGUCCUGGAGAUCCUCAUCAGCUUCAUCGACCGCCACGGGAACCGCCAGAAGUUCUCCACCAUCAGCACCAUCAGUGACAUCUCAGUCCUGAAGCUGAAGGUGGACAAGUGCUCACGCCAAGACACCGUCUUCAUGAAGAAGCAUGGGCAGCAGCUCUACCGCCACAUCUACCUGAUAUGCAAGGAGGAGAGCAACGUUCAGGCCCACUAUGAAGCUCUCUACAGCUUGCUGAUGCUCAUCAGCAUCGAACUGGCUAACGAGGAGGUGGUGGUGGACCUCAUCCGCCUGGUGCUGGCCGUGCAGGAGAUUGCCCAGAUCAACGAGGACAACCUGACGGGGUACAACCGCUGUGCCCUGCUGGCUCUGGGGGCAGCCUACCUGAACCUCAUCAGCCAGCUCAUCACCGUGCCCACCUUCUGCCAGCACAUCCACGAGGUCAUCCAGAUGCGAGAGAAGGAGGCUCCUUACCUGCUUCCUGAAGAUGUGUUUCUGGAGAAACCCAAGCUGAGCAAGAGCCUGGACCGCCUGGGCCCAGAGGUCUUCUUCUGGCAGAGCAAGAUCAGUGAGGUGCUGGGUGGCAGUGGGUACAACUCGGAGCGCCUCAGCACACCCUACGUGCCCCAGCUGACAGAUGAAGAUCGCUUGUCCAAGAGGAAGAGCAUUGGUGAGACCAUUUCCCUGCAAGUGGAGGUGGAGUCAAGAAACAGCCCUGAGAGAGAGCAG